AUGUUGAGAUCAGUGAGCACCGCUGAAAGCGAUUGUUUCGAAACGCUUCUUCAGUUCAUUUGUGAGCGCAGAUUUGAUGCCGGCUUUGAGCUCAUUCAAACACUCAACGCACAACAACUCAAAUGGCCAUUCAGUGCACCGCUGAUAAUUGUUUAUCUGAAUCUGGAACAAUAUGAACGUUUGCUGGAGACGGUGGAUAGUGCGCUGUUGACGGAAAAACAUCUUGCACUCGCCCGUAUUACCGAUGAAUUUUUAUUGACCGCAAAAGCUGAGGCAUUAUACGGCAUCGCCGAUCCGUCUUCGUUGCAGUCGUUCGAUCAACUAAUGAACUCGGAGCAUUUCCGCAAUGAAAUUUGGACCUUUCUACAUUUGUCGAAGCUCGCCAAAUCAGAUUGUUCAAAUGAUGAGUUCGUGAAAGAACUUGAUGAAGCAAAAGUCGAUGGUGAUGAGAGGUAUUGUUGGAUGGCAGCAAAAGCGUUGAGUAAUAACCAAAUAGAUGGUAAAUUUCUUCGAAUUUUUUAUAGAUCUCAUCCUUUUUUUUAUGAAGCUUAUGGGACAUUUUCGAUGUUGGUUAAGCAAAAUGUCUUUAAAGUCAUGCGAAAUUGA
Anisakis simplex (herring worm) is the source of this 606-nucleotide messenger RNA. NCBI's taxonomy places the organism in Eukaryota, Metazoa, Nematoda, Chromadorea, Rhabditida, Anisakidae. The record is from the annotation of a GenBank genome assembly.